Messenger RNA from Paramacrobiotus metropolitanus, 3472 nucleotides. RefSeq lists its product as uncharacterized. Bases 308 to 3172 code for a protein of 954 amino acids. Lineage: Eukaryota; Metazoa; Tardigrada; Eutardigrada; Parachela; Macrobiotidae. The transcript is spliced from 12 exons. The record is from RefSeq and is a predicted model, not a curated record.
UUAUCUUUUCGAUUCAUUCGCGUGGUUCCUAACCGUUUCUAACUUUCUUGGCUGUUUUUCUUCACAGUUCUUCUGAUUUUCCCUUUGAUUGGCAUCGAUGUCAUGAUUUAUUCCGGGCUGCAAAGUGCCGUUGUGACCGGGCCAUUUAAAUUUGUCCUAUUGAUCUUAUAGCUUCGUCGAAAACUUGUGAGCGAUAACAAACUGUCAUCAAUCAGUCUGCUUUCAUCUGGCGGAUUCUAACGUUGCUUUCAGUUGUUGACUCCAUCUUCCCUGACUUCCGGACGAAGUCAGGGCUCCCGUUUCGAUUAUGGCUGGCGAACCAGGAAGGCGUAAAAGACACCAUUCAGCUACUAGCAGUGAUGAUAUUAUUUUCGACGCAGCUUCACUAAAAAAGCCUGCACAUGCCUUCUCACCCACGUCGAAGUCGUCACGCAUAAACUCGAAAUCUGGAUCUGGUUACGGUCGACAGAAGUUAUCACGCACGCUGUUCGAUCUGGAAGAAGACUUAGCCAUUAUCAAAUUUGUGGCCACCAAUGAUAAUGUGGGUGGAGAGAAACAUACCGGCGUGAAUUUUGCUCGCGAGUUGUGUAGGAAGUAUCCAAAGAUUGGAAAACGUCACACACUCACCAGUAUCACAUCGCGGCUGGUGUUGAUAAGAAAGAAUAUCAAUAAUUAUGACGUGCCGACAGAAUAUAAAUACGCCCUGACCAAAGACGCGGUUUACGAAGUGAUGCAGAAGGACAAGAACAAAAGAAAUAACAAAGCUGGAAAAAUACAACAGAAAAACACUCAACCGACGACAUAUCGGCGCCCGACAGGAAGUGAUGCCGAGGAAACACAGACACUGCGAAAGAAACCGGAUGACAGUAAGUCGAAGCGCAGACGCAUUUACGAAUUUGCCAGCGAUAGCGACGAUGAAGAUACAGCUACCGUAAUCCGUGAGGACGACUGUGCUUCCGAAAACAAAAACCGGCGACCCGAUACGGCUGCAUCAGUAAUCCAAAUUUCCCAAGUUUCGGAAUCUAGACUCUCCGUGCUUCACAAAACUUUAUCCCCUGGAAACCGUAAAACCUCCGCGGAACAAAUACGGGAUAAGGUUGAUACUCACAAAGCUAGACACAGUCGGCGGAGGUUAUCCAGCUCCGAAACGGACAGCACGGGUGAAGCAGCUGCGGAUUCAUCAUCAGUGUUUGAUCGAAAAUCUCCCGAAAAUGUGCCGGAUGCUGUAGCUGUCAAUCGUCAAGCAAAUUACUACGUUUCCCGCAACGGCAGGAAUAACGUUGUUAGCCGUGCAUCAUCCGAAGAAAUUCCCGAAACUCCUUGUAGAAUCAAUAACAUUGAAACAGAUCCGGAAGCGCAGACUUUCAGCAGCGUGGAGUCGCAAAGUAAUCGGUCUUCUGAGCACCGUUCCCCUUCUUCGUUGGAAAUCCCUUUGCAGCCGCCUUCGUUGGAAAUUCCGGUGCUUCAGCAGUUUCCGGCCGAAACUGAUGCAUCACCUGAGCACCGUUCCCCUUCUUCGUUGGAAAUUGCGGUGCUUCUGCCGUUCCCGGCCGAAACUGAUGCAGGUUGUCGGGCCGUUGAACCUAAGGUUAUUCGGCACGACAAGGGAUGCCAAACUGCUGCGAUCAAAGUGGCACAAUCGGAUCAAGCCUCACAGGCCACGUAUAUUUAUUUCCUUCAGCCGCAACCAGGCGUUUGCGCGACGAAUGUUCCCACCACAGAUCGAGCAUGUCAAACUGUACAGUCUUACUAUUUUAUGCGUGAAAACUGCUGCCAGACUAUGACACUGAUGGAUGAUGGCUACGUUCAAAAAGUGAUCGAACGCGUUGAUCGCGGCUCGUCGCCUGUUCGUUUUCCCGAAGACGAGGAAGAAGAAUCUUCCGCAAUCAGGACGACCGUACUUUAUCAAAUUUUUUCCGAGCGCGGAUUAAAUGAUUGCCCGGAUACCAGCACACCAGUUUUCCCGAUACGCACGAAAAAGGCAACACUGAAAAGGAAUCGAUCAGAAUAUCUAGAACUCUCAGAUGGUUUUCAAUCGAAUGCCGGCGUGAUGUCGCACGCAUUGCUUUCAGUUGGGAGGUCGCCAAUAAAUCCGAAACCUUCGGUUGUUGGGGACGUUUUACAACCCAGUCCUGAAGAGCCUUUUCGUCCUGCUCGUCGUAUCCGUUUAACAUCGCCUGAACCGGAUCCGGAGCUGUAUGACCUGCAUGUUGAUAAACCUCCGUCCGUUGACAAUUCACCCAGGAUUCAAACUCCAGAAACACCAAACUUUGCGUUCCAGCUUCUUCCGUCCCGGGAGGAGUUUAACAGAGCGCCAUUGUCGCCAACGCACGCCCAAAUGGAGGUUGAUGACGGCAUACUUGACGGUGCGGAGGAUUUCGAAGUCCAAGUUGAUGACGCUUCCGGAAAUGACCUUGCAGAGGAAAUUCCAAUAGUGAAUACAACGCCGGAUGUCCACAUGGAGGUUGACAGCAGACCUGACAGUGUGGAGCCUUUUCACAUGCAGGCCGACGACGCUGCAGAAAAGGAUGUUGCGGGGCAGGUUUCAGCGGUAAAUAUAUCAAGGGAUAGCGACGUUCCAGUGAGAGUUAAAACAAGAAACGAAUGUGUGGAAGAUGUUGGCGACGAUGUGGAGUUUUUCAGUGCGAAGAGCACGCAGUCAACCGGUGCAACGGUAUUCGAAUCAAUACCGGCCACGCAGGAAUCGGCUUCAUCAGCCAGAACACUGUUCCUGGGAAGUGAAUCUUCUACACCGCCUGAAGAUGGGCUAGGAUCGAAUAAACUGGAAGGGGAUGCGAGGAUGAUUGCGCAACUAGCGGAACAGCAUGGUGUUACUCCUAAAGAACUGCUCUACGCGGUGAUGACCGCUAAUGGAUCUCUCACCAAUGCGAUGGCAUGGAUUGUCCAAAAGUGCGCUGCGGGAUCUUCUGCCGACUCCGUGUCAUCGGCUAGUUUCGUGCUGGAUCGAGCAUUGCUGGAAGACCAUGUGGAGAACGUGAUGGAUGGGCCGAUGGGGCGUGCUCGCAGUCCGGAAACACUGAAACGGCGGGCGUCCUUCUUAAACGGCAACCGGGAAACCAUCGAAACCGACCUGAGUAAAGAGGGCACAACGAUGGUGGAUGCAUUGAAAGCCUUACAUGCAUGCCGGCCAGAUUUUUCUCCGCAGGAUUAAUGUUUCUUUUGCGUUCGAGAUUCGGGAAUGUCCCGAGUAAAUGGACAGGUUCAUAAAAACUAAUCGUUCCUCAUUUGCUGUAGUAUGUGUAUGUUAAAUUGUUUACUGGGUAAAUGUGGUUGUGAAUUCUCUUGAAUUUGGUUGUGAAUUGCUCACGUGCCUUUUUUGCUUUCUCGGUUAUCUGUAGCUGCGUAUGCAGUAGCAGCGUAUGUUUAUGCGAACGUUUUGUUCCUUUGCUGAUUUGCUCGCUGGAAACAAGGAGAUACAGCAGUUUUGCAUUAACUAGCUCUAAUUUGCAUU